AUGGAAAGCGACACGAAAAAAUCUGCAAAGUCCGGCAUGGCAUUGCCCGAAGCCGCAUCUCAGAAUCGGAUCGACACCGUGAGAUCGCUACUAGAUGAAGGAGUCGAUCCCAACGCGAUUGAUGGUACCGGGUUCACUGCGCUUCACCAUGCGGCAGAUCAGGGGUACUGGGAUAUUGCCAGACUUCUCCUCGAAAGGAAAGCGUCACCCAUGGUCAAAAAUGCCAGCGAUUCAGUGCCAUUGCAUUUAGCUGUGAAAGGCGGCCAUAAACAGCUCACACGGCUAUUACUCGAAUGCGAAAGCUCGGCAUUAACGUGUUGGAAUAAAAAGCUUUACUAUCCAAUCCAUAUCGCGGCCGAGAAUGGAGAUCUUGAAAUGGUUCAGCUGCUUUUGGAAUUCAAGGCCGACACCUCACGAAGCACUUCCACGAAAUGGACGGCUCUCCACAUGGCCGUUCAAAAUGAACAUCGGGAAAUGUGCGAAACUCUUCUAGAGUACGACAAAAACUUCAAGAUCCCCCUUGUUCUUCGAAUGCUCGGCGAUAAGACCGAGGUCAAGGCUAGGGAUCGAAAUAUGGCAACACCAUUCGCCCUCGCUAUCGAAGGUGGCAAUUUACAGAUAAUCGAACCCUUCUUCCGCAGUGGGAUGGUGUCAGGGAAGGAAAUGAACAGCUCUAAGAGACCUCUUUUUCACGACGCUGUGAAAUCAGGCAAUUACGAACUUGUCAAAUUGUUCCUGGACAACGGAACUGAUAUCAACAUGAAAGGAUGGGAUUCAAAUAGAGCGAUUCAUGUGGCUGUCAAAGAGAAGGACGAUGAGAUGGUUCGCCUAUUGCUCGGGUACGGACCUUCGCUCAACGUGAAGAACGGAUCGAAUGAGACCCCAGAGCAGGUAUCCUACAACCCAGAAAUCACCAUGAUGAUUCGCAACCAUACGACAGAAAAGCGCAAGGGAAAGCGAAAGUCCAAAGGAGGGGAAAUGGGGUCUGCACCGAAGGUAGCAACGUCUGCUCCCCCUCCUGAAUAUACGCCUGAAGUGAAGGAGACCUCUUUGAAGACGUAA
Penicillium waksmanii is the source of this 1062-nucleotide messenger RNA. RefSeq names its product ankyrin repeat domain-containing protein. NCBI's taxonomy places the organism in Eukaryota, Fungi, Ascomycota, Eurotiomycetes, Eurotiales, Aspergillaceae. The transcript has a single exon. Gene Ontology annotation, molecular function: protein binding. The record is from RefSeq and is a predicted model, not a curated record. Bases 1 to 1062 code for a protein of 353 amino acids.